AUGACUGACAACACGAAACUAUUGGCUUUGCUGCAGCGUCCCUUGGAGCCAACGUUCUAUCCGAAGGAUGACGGCAAAACGGUAGUAGAUCUACCGGAGAGCUACCUGACGGACCGUUACAAGCCCAUCGGCGAGUCGCUACAGACGCGCUUUGGAACGGAUGCAGAUACUCGCAUUCCGGUGCGGGAGUUUCCUCCACCAGAUAUUGCCUUUGCUGAAGCGAUCCCACGUCGAGGUGGAUUCUCGCUUUUCAUCCCGAAACAUCGCCAAAUUGCGGGUGAUCUUAUCAACCUCUUCAUGAGCCAGGCGGACGGUGAAAGGUUGAUGAGUGCGGGAUCGUAUGCCAGAGAUCGGUUGAACCCGGUUCUGUUCCAGUACGCGAUGAUGGUAGCUCUCCAGCAUCGUCCGGAUACGAAGAACCUGAACAUUCCGUCGUUCCUGAAGCUAUUCCCGGACUAUUUUGUCGAUCCUACCACGAUCCCGAAGUUGCGCGAGGAGGGUGCCGUUGUCGUUCAGAAAGAUCGCAUAACGGUGGACAUUCAGAUGAACUUUACGGCUUCCGAUCGGGAGGAAGAACAACGGAUGGCGUACUUCCGCGAGGACAUCGGUGUGAACCUUCACCACUGGCAUUGGCAUCUGGUGUACCCGGGAGAGGGUCCUAACAACGUCGUCAACAAGGAUCGUCGUGGUGAGCUGUUCUACUACAUGCACCAGCAGCUGAUCGCUCGCUACAACGUCGAUCGGUUCUGCAACCAACUGGCCAGAGUGCGCCCAUUAACGAACUUACGGGAGGCCUUGCCUGAGGGGUACUUCCCAAAGAUCGUGCGAAGUUUUACGAACCGGGCCUUUCCUUCUCGACCGCAAAAUACGGUUUUAAGGGAUUUGAAUCGCAUCGAAGACGACGUCGUUCUGUCGAUCAACGACAUUGAACGUUGGGGUAGCCGAAUUGCGGAGAGCAUCGAUGGUGGCUACGUAGUAGCGCCCGGUGGAAAUCGUAUCCCGUUGGACGAACGAACUGGCAUUGAUGUCCUUGGCAACCUGAUGGAACCGUCGGCUCUUUCCGUGAACAGCCAGUACUACGGGAAUUACCAUGGGCACAUGCAUAACCUUAUCGCCUUCAGUCACGAUCCGGAGAAUCGCUUCCUCGAGGGAUACGGUGUGAUUGGCGAGUUCCAGACGGCUAUGCGUGAUCCGGCAUUUUACCGUCUGCACGCGCAAGUUGACAACAUGAUCCAUCGUUACAAGCGCACUCUGCAACCGUACAACAACAACCAGCUAGAAUAUAGUGGAGUUCAGAUCCAGUCGUUCGGUGUACAGCUGAACCAAGCCGGCAUACCGUCCAACGUUCUGCUGACGUACUGGCAACGAUCGCAAAUCGAUCUAGGAACGGGGCUCGACUUUGGACCGCAGGGAAAUGUGAUCGCGUCAUUCACGCAUCUCCAGCAUGCACCGUUCACUUAUCGAUUGACGGUGAACAAUACGAGUGGAACUCCAAAACGUGGAACAUGCCGCAUUUUCAUCGCACCCAAGACGGACGAACGCAAUGUGCCACUAACUAUGGACGAACAACGUCUGCUGAUGGUGGAGCUCGAUAAAUUUGUAGUAAAUCUGACUCCCGGAGUCAACAAUCUGGUUCGCCGAUCGGAGCAGUCAAGUGUCACCAUUCCGUACGAGAGAACCUUCCGUUCAAUGUCACUGUCUAACGUUAACACACCGCAAACGGAGCAGUUCCGUUUCUGCAACUGCGGAUGGCCACACCAUCUGUUGAUUCCGAAAGGAACCCUUGAAGGAAUGCAGUUUGACAUGUUCGCUAUGAUCUCGAACUACGCUGACGAUUCGGUGAACCAGGAAAACGUCAACUGCAACGACUCUCACUCGUUCUGUGGCAUACGCGACCAGUUGUACCCAGAUCGGCGUCAUAUGGGAUACCCGUUCGAUCGUCGGAUCUUGCAAUCGAGCACGCUGACUGAUUUCACCAAUAAGUACUCUAACAUGACUGCGACCCAGGUGAACAUUAGAUUCAUAAAUUCGGUGGUUGCAAGAACUUGAUGAAUUCGUGACGAGAUGACGACGCCCGAGAUGAAGAUGCACCUGAUGGCCAUCGCUGGAAUGUUGCUAAAUGGAUUUGAUUUUGGAUUAUUCAGCUGGGUUCAGCAUCAGCAAAGCAGUUAUGAUUGUAAUUUGCCGUUGCGGUGCUAGCCGGCAUAUAUUUUCACCUAUAUAAUCUCCCAAACAUGCAUACAAAGAAUCGAUAUGAAU
Anopheles nili is the source of this 2259-nucleotide messenger RNA. RefSeq names its product phenoloxidase 8-like. The transcript is spliced from 6 exons. Gene Ontology annotation, molecular function: oxidoreductase activity. The coding region runs from base 1 to 2049 and encodes 682 amino acids. The record is from RefSeq and is a predicted model, not a curated record. Lineage: Eukaryota; Metazoa; Arthropoda; Insecta; Diptera; Culicidae.